ACCUAUAGUUAUGUAAAUACAAUAUGUAUUUUGUUUUAAUACACUAAUUUUAGCUUUUCCUAAUUUGUUUUCGAGUACCAAAGGAUGGAUUUUGAAAAUUCCGACAGUGAUAGUUUGUCGGCCGAAUUUGACUUCAGAGGAGAUGCAGCGCCGACAUCUAUGGACCCUUAUCGUGAUGAUGUGAUAAGCGAUCGUCAACAAAGCAUACUGAACGAUUUGAGAAUACAUUUAUGUCGCGAAAAUUUUAUCUAUUUAAAUAAUCAUAAAGAAGUAGAAGCGAUAGCGAUGCUCUUGAUCAAUGACAUUUUAAAGAAGUCACCUAAGGACCCAUACAGACACGCAGCCAGUUACUUGAAAAAUCCUAGUACUGCCUACCUGGUGGCUAACUUUAAGCGGUCCGAAGAUUUCCAGUAUGAGGACAUUAUCAAAAAGGAUGACGAACAAUAUGCGACAGCAGACGCUGAACAGAAAAUGUCUACUUGUGAGCACUUUAAAUCGGUGGUGACCAUGGAUGAACAGACCGAGGAGUUACAGGAUGGUGAAACCGAUAUGGCGGCGGACCAAUAUAAUUUAUUGACAGGAGAUGGAGAGACUAGCUAUGUAAUGGAAGGAGAAGCAGAGAUGACGAUUUCCUAAAAAAGUGACUAUUUGUUUGAUAGUCUCUAGAAUAAUUUACAUUGGGCGGAGUAUACAUGUAGAAUAAAAAAACUGAAUACCUAUUAGAAUACUUCAGCUGAAUAAACUCCUCGCAUUAUUAUUGUACUAUUUAUUCAUAUAUACUAGAUUAAUUAAAAUAGUGAAUAACAAAUAACAAUAAUAAUAGAAAGAGAUAUAUCAAAUCCGUGUAUAUACGAAACCGAAUUCCUAUUUGGAAUUUAUAUUUAGUAUAUGUACUUAUA
Molecule: messenger RNA, 899 nt
Organism: Acyrthosiphon pisum (pea aphid)
Lineage: Eukaryota; Metazoa; Arthropoda; Insecta; Hemiptera; Aphididae
Exons: 2
Coding region: 85-636 (183 amino acids)
Source: RefSeq, a predicted model, not a curated record